Molecule: messenger RNA, 916 nt
Organism: Merops nubicus (carmine bee-eater)
Lineage: Eukaryota; Metazoa; Chordata; Aves; Coraciiformes; Meropidae
Gene: GLRX3
Product: glutaredoxin 3
Exons: 10
Source: RefSeq, a predicted model, not a curated record
GUCCCUUGUAGUUGUCCACUUCUGGGCACCAUGGGCUCCCCAGUGUGCUCAGAUGAACGAGGUCAUGGCAGCUCUAGCCAAGGAGCACGAGCAGGUCACAUUUGUGAAGCUGGAAGCUGAAGCUGUGCCUGAAGUAUCUGAAAAAUAUGGAAUCAGUUCUGUUCCAACCUUCUUAUUCUUUAAGAACUCCCAGCAAGUGGACAGGCUGGACGGUGCCCACGCCCCAGAGCUCACCAGGAAGGUGCAACGCCACGAGUCCAGCACCCCCACCCCUGCCACCCCCAGGGCUGGGCCCCAGGAGGAGCUCAGCCUGAGGCUGAAACGGCUCAUCAGUGCUGCCCCCUGCAUGCUCUUCAUGAAGGGCUCUCCCAAAGAACCUCGCUGUGGUUUCAGCAGGCAGCUGGUGGAGAUCCUGAACAAACACAACAUCUCAUUCAGCAGUUUCGACGUGUUCUCGGACGAAGAGGUUCGGCAGGGCCUGAAGACUUACUCUAACUGGCCAACCUACCCCCAGCUCUAUGUGGCUGGGGAGCUCAUAGGUGGGCUUGACAUUGUCAAGGAGCUGGAGGCGUCUGGAGAGCUGGACACGAUCUGCCCCAAGGCACAGAAGCUGGAGGACAGGCUUAAAAGCUUGAUAAACAAAGCUCCUGUGAUGCUUUUUAUGAAGGGAAGCAAACAGAUGGCAAAAUGUGGAUUCAGCAGGCAAAUUAUAGAAAUCAUGAAUAGCACUGGUGUUGAGUACGAGACAUUUGACAUACUGGAAGAUGAAGAGGUACGACAGGGGCUGAAAACCUUCUCCAACUGGCCCACGUACCCUCAGCUCUACGUGAAGGGUGAACUGGUUGGAGGAGUGGAUAUUGUGAAGGAGCUGAAGGAAAGUGGUGAAUUGUUGCCUGUCCUGAAGGGAGAAAACUGA